This is a messenger RNA of Cuscuta epithymum, 1870 nucleotides long. NCBI's taxonomy places the organism in Eukaryota, Viridiplantae, Streptophyta, Magnoliopsida, Solanales, Convolvulaceae. The record is from the annotation of a GenBank genome assembly.
UACCCAAAUGCGAAACCCUAACAAUAUAAACUCUCUAUACCCAAACCCGACCUUUAAACGACUCCAUUCUAAAUCCUGCAGAGACCUCGGCUUCAAUCGCCGCCUCCGGCUUCACUCUAGAUCCGGCAGAGAGACAUCGGCUUCAAUCGCCGCCCUCCAGUACUCGUAGUCCAGCCAUAAUCGUCGACCCUCUCUAAGUCCAAGCCUCCAUUGCUGUUUUCAAUAAAAGCAAUGGUCUACGCUAUAAACCGAUAACAAAGAGUCAUCACUUUAUCCGAUUGUCUUUGUAAAACAAUUUUGUGUGGAAGUCUUCAGAUUUCCAAUUGACUCACUGCACCGUGGUCUGUGAAUCGGAUCCUCCGGCUUAUUUCCAACUGACUGACUUCAGAUUGCCAUUCGUUGUAUACGCCCUGUCUAGCGGAGUGGGAUCUCGACCUUGGCUGCUAUGAUAAUGAUGAAAUCAGGAAGGCUACUGCGGCGCCGCAGCAUCGUAGAGUGAUUUCAGCAAAGGAGGACGACACUCAGACGAUGUUCGCCGCUGAUGUCCAUCUUGGAACCAAAAACUUUGACUUUCAGAUGGACCGUUUUUCCUUCAAACGCCGAAAUGACGAUGAUGUAAGCUUAGUGAUGGUGCUGAUUGACACCAACCCGUUCUUCUGGAGCUCGAUGAAGCAUAGUGGCUCUUUUACUUUUUCAAAGCUCCUAUCUCAUGUUAUCCCAUUUUUGAAUUCAAUACUGUUACUGAACAAGCUGAAUCAAGUAGUAGUCAUAGCCACUGGGUACAAUUCUUGUGACUAUAUAUUUGAUUCCUCUGACCCCUCAAACCAAAGGGCAGAAUGCAUGUUGGAGAAAUUGGAAGAGUUUGUGGAAAAAGAUGAGUCAUUGAGUCAGGAAGAUUCAGUUGACGUGGUUCAAUCUUCGCUUCUCUCUGGAUCACUUUCAAUGGCUCUCUGUUAUAUACAAAGGAUGCUUCGUGCAGGGCCACUCCAUCCUCAGCCCAGGAUACUAUGCAUCCAUGGAUCCCCAGAUGGACCAGGACAAUAUGUGGCCAUCAUGAAUUCAAUAUUCUCUGCUCAGCGCUCAAUGGUACCAAUUGAUUCAUGUGCCAUAGGGACCCAGCAUUCCGCUUUCUUGCAGCAGGCUUCAUACAUAACUAAUGGUGUAUAUUUGAAGCCCCAAUUAUUGGAUGGACUGUUUCAAUACCUUUCGACAGUUUUUGCUACUGAUUUGCAUUCUCGUGCCUUUCUACAUCUUCCUCGGCCUAUGGGGGUUGACUUUCGUGCUUCGUGUUUUUGCCACAAGAACACGAUUGACAUGGGUUACAUAUGCUCUGUUUGUUUGUCCAUUUUCUGCAAGCAUCAGCCUCAGUGUUCAACAUGCGGAUCCAUCUUUGGGAAGGCUCGAGGACAUGUUGAACCUGCUUCGUGAACUUAGAGGGGCUCGCUGGUCUUAUUUUUUCAUGCGUAAAGCUGGGUUCAAGUUGCUGAAUAUCUUGAAGGGUCGAUACCAACCAGUUCCUAUUCCGGACUAGCCAGUAAUGUGUAGUGCCUUAGAGUCGUUAGAGGUAUAAAGAUUCUGGCUGCGAUCCCUUUGGUUUCUAUUAUGCCCAUAGUGAGGGUUCUAAGUGCUUUUAUAACAUUUUAUAGUGAUUAUGCAAUGAUGAUCGUUGUUUGCAAAUAGUGCAAACUGUUACAAUUGGUUGCAAAUGAAAGUGAUGUUUUUGAUGCUUUUUUGAAAUGGUAAAUCCUCCAUUAACAGUCUUGUUAAAAUCCACAGGUGUGUUUAGACUUGAGAGACAAUCAUACUAGUGUGUUUAAAAUAUUCUCUUAUUUGAUUGUCCUAUAAACGUAAGUUGAAUUCCUAUUCAAAU